This is a messenger RNA of Culex pipiens pallens (northern house mosquito), 4836 nucleotides long. RefSeq lists its product as uncharacterized. The coding region runs from base 98 to 4810 and encodes 1570 amino acids. The record is from RefSeq and is a predicted model, not a curated record. The transcript has 3 exons. Lineage: Eukaryota; Metazoa; Arthropoda; Insecta; Diptera; Culicidae. Gene Ontology annotation, molecular function: 3'-5' DNA helicase activity; ATP binding; four-way junction DNA binding. Gene Ontology annotation, biological process: double-strand break repair via synthesis-dependent strand annealing; interstrand cross-link repair; replication fork reversal.
UGCAAUCGUGAAAAGUUGGCGAAAUUUCGUUUUUAAAACAUUUGAUUUUAAGUGAUGUAAACCUUGUGCCAUUUCCGGUUAAAUUAAUCCCACAGCCAUGAACAACUCACGGGGUGGCGUGCUGGACGCCACCAGCUACUCGCUGAACGAUCGCUCGGAAAGUUCCGCGUUCAACCUGGACGACAGCGACCUGUGCGAUCCGGCGAUGCUGGCCAUGCUGGACCGACCGCCGGACGGGAUGCAGCUGCGCAAGGAUGACCGGUACGCCGGGUUCGACAACAACGUCGGCGACAGCUGGAUCUACCCGACGAAUUAUCCGUUGAGGCAGUACCAGUUUACAAUUACGCAGGCCGCGCUCUUCAAGAACACGCUGGUGGUGCUUCCGACCGGGCUCGGGAAGACCUUCAUAGCGGCCUCGGUAAUGUACAACAUUUACCGGUGGUACCCGACCGGGAUCGUGAUCUUCAUGGCGCCCACGAAACCGUUGGUGAACCAGCAAAUCCAGGCCUGUCACAACGUGACUGGAAUUUCUCUGGACGACACUGCCGAAAUGACCGGACGGCAGUCCAAGACGAACCGCGCCGAGUUGUGGCGCACGAAGCGAGUGUUCUACGCGACGCCCCAGUCCGUCCAGUCGGACAUCAACUCCCCCGACCAGAUCUUCCCCUUCGAACGGGUCAAACUGGUCGUCAUCGACGAAGCACACAAGGCCAAAGGCAACUACGCGUACUGCGAGGUCAUCCGCGCGAUCGUCUCCCGAACCACAAACUUCCGCGUGCUGGCCCUCUCCGCCACACCCGGACGCACCCUGGAAGACGUCACCGAGGUCAUCCGCAACCUCCUCAUCUCCCACAUCGAAGUCCGCUGGGAAAACUCAAUCGACGUGGCGCAGUACACCUUCAAGAAGAACAUCCGCACGAUCGUGACCCCUCUCGGCCCAAAACUCACCCGCAUCCGGGACAGCUACCUCAAGAUCAUCGACCCGUACGUGCGCCGCCUUCUCGACGCCAACGCCAUCUCCGGCCACGUCGGAUCACUCUCCCGUGGUUCCCUCAUCAUGGCCCACAAACGAUUCCGCGAAAACAACCUCAUCCAGCGCCAUCCGAACGCCACCUCCAUCAACUCCGACUUCAGCACCUGCAUCAGCAUGUACCACGCGCUCGAACUCCUCAUCCGGCACGGACUGCGCGCCUUCCUGAACUUCUUCGAGGACACCAACUCCUCAAGCGAAAAGUACUUCGUCUCGAUGGACCUCUCGCUGAAAGCCCUGAUCGAGGAACUUCGCCACGAGUACGGCCGGAAUCCGCUCGCCAUCUUCGGGAAUGUCCGCGCCAUGCCAAACGGAGUGGUUCCGGCGGUGGCGAAUGACGAUGCGUUCGACUUUGGACAUCCCAAGUUUGCCAUUUUGGAGCGGCAUUUGAGGGAGCACUUUGAAGGCAAUCCGCAGUCGAAGGCGAUGGUGUUCAGCGAGUAUCGUGACUCGGUGGCGAUGAUUCACCGGUUGCUGCUGCGGAACAGGCCGUUGAUCAAGCCGAAGUAUAUUGUGGGCCAGGGCACCCCGGGCGGCACCGGUCUGCCGGCCGUGUCCCAAAAGGAACAGAUCGCCACGAUGCGGGACUUCCGCAGCGGACUGUGCAACACCCUGGUGGCGACCUGCGUCGCCGAGGAGGGCAUCGACGUGGGCGAGGUCGACCUGAUCGUGUGCUUCGACAUCGUCAAGAACCCGACCCGGUUCGUGCAACGGAUUGGCCGCACCGGUCGGCAAGCGGUGGGCCGGGUGUUGAUGCUGGUGACCGAGGGCAAGGAGCACGAAACGCUGAAGGAGGUGCUGGCGUCCAAGGACAAGACGAACCGGGCGCUCUCGAAGAGUCGGGAGAUAUUGAACGUGCUUUAUCGGGGAUCGCCGCGGUUGGUUCCGACGGAGUUUGCGCCGCGGUGCGUGCAGACGUUUAUUAAGAUUCCGGAGAAGGAGGAGCGGGGGGAAGUUGAGGGUGGGAAGCGCGGGAAGAGGGGGAGGCCGGCGAAGGAGGAUCGGGAGAAUGCGGGGGAGAGUUCGACGGCGGAGACUCGGGGUAAGAGGAAGAAGAAGGGGGAGGAGGUUGCGCCUCGUGGGACGCAGGACGUCCGGAAGUUCUUCCGGAAGACGGAGGCGGAGUUGGACGAGAGUGAGCGGGAGGUGUUUUGUAGUCCGAAGAGGGACACCUCGGUGGACUCGAUCAACACUUCGAAGGAUCGGUUGACGGUUCCCACGGACAAGUCGAUCCGGGUGGGUAAGACGGAUGAGGAGCAGGAGUUGGAGCGUCUGAUGAAGCCGCUGUUGCGGCACAAGGCACGACUCGAUCGUAGACAGUUCCUCAACGGCGGAAAGCUGAUUGAGAUUGGAAAGGAAUCGAUCAUCAAGACUAUGCUCUGCCCAAACGUGAUCAAGAAGGUGAUCCUCGAGGCUAACCUCCCUCUCCUGAAGGAGGUCUCCGUCAAGAGUGACGUGUUGCAGGCCACCUCAGCGGACAGCGAGUCCGUAAUACUGCUGGACGAUGCCGGAGAAUCUGUGCGAACGGAAACAAGUAGCUUUGAAAACCUUUUUGGAGGUCGAUCUGCGCUGAAAGCGAGGAUCGCUGAGCUUGAAGAGUCCCGGAAGUGGGCGAAACGCAUGCGUCGAUCGCCGGUAGGCGAUCCAGACAUUGAAAUCCCAACAAACGACGCGAUCGUAGCCGAUUUCCAAACCUUGUACGAUCAACUAUCCGAGUUCAGCUUUUCCGCGAUCGCAAAGCCGCUCCCGGAGAGCACUCGGCUCGUUCCCGACGCGAUCGAUCCGGUUGUGCUGUCUCAACUGGAAGAGUCGCGCUAUCUAGCGCAAGUUCCGGACGAAACCCAGAAAGCUCCGGAAUCCCGGCUGGCACCCCUCUUCGAGACGCGAUCGCCGCUGGACGAAACUCCGAUCAACCGCAACAAGGCAAAGUCUCGCGUAGCGACGCUGGCCAAGAGAACUCCAGCGGACAGCCCGCUGCUGCGGGCGUUCAACCGGUCGAUCGCCAAGGCCAAGAACUCGGACACGAUCGCGUCGCCGGCGUCGAGUCGCGGCAAGGAUCUUGGCGUUCGGAUGGCGCUGGAGUUCUUCCACCUGGACAGCGUGGACCAGAUGUUCGAGGAGUCGAGCAGUGACGGUGAGCGUACGGAAGCGAGGAUCGUGGAGAGUGUGGCCGAUCUUAGCCGGACGCUGUUUGACGCGGGGGAUUUGAGCUUGGCCGCGCAGGAAGCUGCCUUUAUUGCGGGGAACUUUGAAGGGGAGGUGGAGGAGGAGGAGGAAGAUGGUACGAUGGCUCGUAAGGAGAUCGAAGAUCUGGAAGCGGCCCUGCUCGCGGAUGAUGAGUCGUUCCCGGAAGUUGAUCGACCUGCUUUAAAAAGUAGCGAGAGGAUCAACCCGGAGAUCGCGGGAAGUUCCACGAUCGUGAAACCGGAGGUAGAUAUCCAAAUUGAUCAGUUCUUGCAGGAUUCGCCCACGAAGGUAGAACCGGUAGAUCGCGCAGGUAGCUCCGGAAUCCCAAUCGAUCGCUUCCUACGCGAGGCAUUCCCCAGCGAACCUUCCCCGGUCAAGCCGACCCCGCGACAAUCGCCACGAUCACUUGCGCGCCGCAUGGAGCUGCUCGAUUGUGAGAUCUUGGCCGAAUUUCUCGAAGAUUCGCAGGACGAGGAGGAGAUCCCAAAUUCGCAGGAAAAUGCACCACCUCCUCGCAAGUACGGCCUACCGGCAACGCAGAAAACGCUGAACGUCGGCGAGUUGGACGACUUCUUGGCGGACAGUAACGACGAAGACCUGUUUGAUCUUACGAUACCAUCGAGAACCACGCCGGCGGUUCCCGCCGCCGCCGCCGUCGAAGACGGCUACGACACCGACAAGACCGUUGACUACGACGUCGGGCAAGCCCUGAAGCAGAUCAUCCCGAGCACGCCACCUUCCCGUCCAAAACUUCUCGACGAAAAGUCCCCUUCGCUCCUGCGCAAGAAGAUCAACUUCUCGCGACUUCAGGUGACGCGAUCGAGCGGGACGCUCGAGGUCAACUCCGCCCCCGUUGUACGAUCGAGUUCUGCUCCGAAGAGUUCGCCGUUCUUCGGUGCCGCUGCUACGCAGCAACCCGUUCCGACGGUUUCACCGCCGGACGAGGACGAGCCGUCGUUCGUGAUCGCGCCAAAGCGCAAAGCGGCGGCCGUCAUCAGCAGUGACGAAGAGGAGGAGGAGGUCUUCCUGACGGCGCGAUCGAAAACUUCCGUGGAGAUGAAUCCGCCGGUGGCGCCCCCUCCCCAACGACUUCAGCCGGGAAAGCGACGUCGCCGCAACGAGUGUGACUUCUUCCUGAGUCAGGCCGCCGUCUCGGAUGACGACGAAGACCACGGGGACGACGACUCGAACGAGCACGAUAGCCACUUUGUGGACGACUCGAUCGUGUACCAUGGGCCGGUCGAGGACGACGCAGUGGACAUGAGGGCGCGCUACCUGCAGUCGGUCAGGAGUCCGAUCAACGCGCGGGCGGCCUUCAAAAUCCCGGCCCAGCCCCGGCGUCAGAUGAACCUCUCGGAGAUCUACUCGCAGCUGCCGGGGCCGGAUGAUGAGUUGCACGACGAUACCGACCUGCAGUCGUUUAUCGUGCACGAAGAUCAGGAUGAGGUCGUGGACGGGUCGGCGUCCAGCUCCUCGAUGGACGAGCUGGAACGGGCCGAGGCGAUUUUGCGGGAGCGGAGAAGGCAGGGCAGGGAGAAGAAGAAAAAGAAGGGAGGUCGUGUGGUGUUGAGGCCAUCGUCGGACAGCGAUUGAGCGUGAGUACAAAGUUUCGAUCGUAA